Messenger RNA from Metarhizium album ARSEF 1941, 777 nucleotides. RefSeq names its product KH domain containing protein. Gene Ontology annotation, molecular function: RNA binding. Bases 1 to 777 code for a protein of 258 amino acids. Gene Ontology annotation, cellular component: nucleolus. The transcript is spliced from 3 exons. NCBI's taxonomy places the organism in Eukaryota, Fungi, Ascomycota, Sordariomycetes, Hypocreales, Clavicipitaceae. The record is from RefSeq and is a predicted model, not a curated record.
AUGCCUGCCCCUACAGCUUUAAAAAAGGUUGACGAAACCCUGCUCCAAACUGCGGAGUCUUCGCGCCAGACGCCAGAAAUGGAGGAAGCAUUCCUCCUUGGAGAACCAGAUAUUCUGCUCAGAGAUGCAGAUGCUGCACCAGCAGCAGACGAAGAAGAAGAUGAUUCAAUGGCAAUUGAUGAGGAGGGUAGGCCGCGUUUCGCUCCAUCCAGAGAUAUUGACCCUGUGACGAAAGUCGAAACUCGAAAGAUCCCAGUGCCGCCCCAUCGAAUGACGCCGCUAAAACAAGCAUGGCCGUCUAUUUAUCCUCCGCUCGUUGAACACCUGAAAUUACAAUGCCGAAUGAACGUUAAACGCAAGACGGUAGAGUUGAGGACUUCACAACAUACAAUUGAUUCUGGAGCGCUGCAAAAAGGCGAGGAUUUUGUGAAGGCUUUCACUCUCGGUUUCGACGUUGACGACGCUGUUGCUUUACUCAGAUUGGAUGACCUCUAUAUCGAAACCUUCGAGAUCAAAGACGUCAGAACCAUGCACGGUGACAGCCAAGCACGUGCGAUAGGCCGUAUUGCUGGCAAAGAUGGAAAAACUAAAUUCGCAAUUGAAAACGCCAGCAGAACUCGAAUUGUUCUGGCUGACUCUAAAAUUCACAUUCUCGGAGGAUUCAAGAACAUUCACAUGGCUCGAGAGUCGGUCGUGAGCUUGAUUCUUGGCAAGCCGCCCGGCAAAGUAUACGGAAACCUGAGAACCGUUGCUGCCAGGAUGAAAGAGAGGUUUUGA